CACAGCUUGGCGCGGGCGGUGGCGCGGGCGGUUAAGCGGCAGACACAAGCACAGGGAACGCAAGAUGAGGAAGAAGUGCGUCUCUUGGCUUUGAUUGCAAAAAAGGAUUAUAGCGAUGAAAGUAAAUGUAAAAAUAAAAUAAAAGAAUAUUGCGAUGGACUGAAAAAUGUUUCAUUAACAUCAGAAAAAGUACAUAAAGAAUUAAAAGAUUUUUGCAAAGAUGGAAAUGAAGAAAAAAAGUGCAAAGAACUAAAAACCAAAAUUGGAGCAAAAUGUAACACAUUCAAAGAUAAACUUAAAACAGCAGCUGGAAAAGACAUUGUAGAUUUAAAAGAUACAGACUGUGCAAAUGAACAAGAAUGCCUAUUUUUGGAGGGAGCAUGUCCAGGUGAUCUUACAGAGAAUUGCAAUAAAUUAAGGAAUAAGUGUUAUCAAAAAAAACGGGACAAUGUGGCAGAAGAAGUUCUUUUAAGAGCACUUAGUGGAAGUCUUAAAGAAAAAGAUUCAUGUAAAAAGAAGUUUAAGGGUGUUUGCCCAUUGUUAAGCAGAGAAAGUGAUGAGUUAAUGAUGUUAUGUUUUGAUGAGGAAAAAACAUGCAAGAAUAUUAUGGCUAAAGAACAAAGUAAAUGCAAAUCUCUGAAAGAUGAAAUUGAAAGUGUGCUAAGUAAAAAAGACGAAUUACAAACAAAAUGCCUACCACUACUUAAGAAGUGCUACUUCUAUGAUACCGAUUGUAUUGGAGAUAAACCGAAUUGCGAAAAGCUCACGAAUGAUUGUAAAGAAAAAGACAUAACUUAUACAAAGCCUGGUUCGGGUUUUGAGCCUAUAAGACCAGGAGUUACAUUGGCGGAAGAAAUAGAAUUGGAAGAACUUUAUAAAAAGACAGCAAAAAAGGGGGUUCGUAUUGGAAGACCACCUACAAGAGAUGCGACUGAGCUUUUAUUGUUACUAAGUCAAAGCGAUGCAAGGUCUACGAUUAUAGAAAAAUGUAAAGAAGUACUUAAUGAAAAGUGCAAAGACCUUAAAGAAAAUGAAAUCCUGAAGGAUCUAUGUGAUAAAGAUAAAAAUAAAAUGAAUCCAGACGGAGAAAAAAAGUGCAAUAAAUUACAGGAAAAACAGACAAAAAACAUUCAAAUUCUCAUUACAAAGAUCGAGACCAAACUUUUCUUAAGUAACCCAAAUACAAUCAUUGCAUGGCACGAUUUAUCAACAUUCCUUAGUGACAAAGAUUGCAGAACUUUAGAAUCAGAUUGUUUUUAUUUGAAAGGCCAAGGUCAACUUGAAAAACUCUGUGGUAACCUAAAAGCAGCCUGUUAUAAAAAAGGGCUUGAAGCAGUAGCAAAUGAAGCAUUACAAGAUAAGUUACGGGGAAAGUUGCAUGGAUCAAAUGGAACAUGGUUUGAAAACCUUCAAAAAAGCUUGGUAGAAGUAUGUAAGGAGCUAAAAGGAAAAAGUGAUGAACUAUUUGUGUUGUGUGUACAGCCAAAAAAAGCUGCUCUUGUACUUUCAACAGAUUUACGAUUUAGAGCUAUUUUUCUACGGGAACAAUUAAACGAGAAGCGAGAUUAUCCGACGGAAACAGAUUGUAAAGAAUUAGAAAAAAAGUGCAGAAUACUAGGACAAGAUUCAAACGAAAUUAAGUGGCCAUGUUUUACAUUGAAUCAGCAUUGCGACCGUUUAAGAAUUGCAGAGCAAUUGGAGGAGAAAUUGUUAGAAGAAAAAACAAAAGACUUGGAUAAAUUCAGUUCAUGUGUAGAAAAUUUGAAAAAGUGGUGUAAUGAUUGGGCUAGAAGAGGAAGAACUCAUUUUACUCUUGCAUGUGUAGCACAAAAUACUACUUGCAAGAUUCUUACAGAAAAAGUUGGGUUUAAGUGUGCUAGGUUGCAUGAACAUAUGAAAACAGAAGGUGUUGUAGCUAAAGCAAAAAAAGAAAGUACAGCGGAACAACCAUGCGGUUUUUGGGAACCCUAUUGUGACAAAUACAUGUCAAGCUGCAAGGAUUUAGAAAGCACUGGAAAGGAUGAUGGAUGUGAAAAACUUAAAGAAAACUGCAAGCCAUAUCGUGCACAAAGAGAUCGUGAGGAUGCAGUUAUGCUAGAGUUUAAGGGGAAUCUUGAUAACAAAAACAACUGUGUGACAACUCUUAACCGAUACUGUACACAAUUGAAUAAUGCAACUAACGGACUUGAAACUUUGUGUAAAAGCAAAGAAAAAGGGAAAAAUGAUGCUCAAACUAGAGAAACACUUUGUGAAAAAUUAAUUGAACGAGUGAAAAGAAAAUGUAAAGGACUAUUAAAAAAACUUGAAAAGGUUAAAAACGAAAUAGAAGAAAAAAAUAAAGAAUAUGAAGGUAUUAAAAAGAAAGCAGAAGAUGCAAUGGAAAAAGCGAAUCUUGUUUUAACAUUAAAAAUAACGAAUAAGUCAGUAGAUAAUGCAGCUUCUAAUACACCUAAGAGUGGAAAAGACACCCCACAAUUUAAACUUGUAAGAAGAAAUACAAAAUUGCAAGUAACAGAAGAAGAACUGAAUGCAUUUGAUUUGGUAUCACAAGCAUUUAGUUUGUAUGUAGAAUUGAAGGAGAUAUGCCAUCAUUCACUGAAGGAUUGUGAUUUCAAAAAAGAAUGUGAUUGUACUAAUCCAUGCGAAAAGAUACAAGAAGUGUGUUCGAAAUUAGAGCCACUAAAAGUGAAACCACACGAAAUAACAACUAAAAACGUAACAACCACAACGACAACCACCACCACAACAACCGUUACAGAUCCAAAAGCAACAGACUGCCAGUCUCUGCAAACGACAGACACAUGGGUCACAAAGACGUCUACGCAUACCAGCACGUCCACGACCACGUCCACAGUCACCUCAAGAAUAACACUCACCUCGACGAGGCGGUGUAAGCCUACGAAGUGCACGACAGGAGAGGGGGAUGAUGCAGGAGAGGUGAAGCCGAGUGAGGGGCUGAGGAUGAGUGGGUGGAGUGUGAUGAGGGGGGUGUUGGUGGCAAUGAUGAUUUCAUUCAUGAUUUAA
Pneumocystis jirovecii RU7 is the source of this 3024-nucleotide messenger RNA. RefSeq lists its product as uncharacterized. The annotation marks the transcript as partial. Lineage: Eukaryota; Fungi; Ascomycota; Pneumocystomycetes; Pneumocystales; Pneumocystaceae. The record is from RefSeq and is a predicted model, not a curated record. The transcript has a single exon.